This is a messenger RNA of Phycomyces blakesleeanus NRRL 1555(-), 759 nucleotides long. RefSeq lists its product as hypothetical. Bases 1 to 501 code for a protein of 166 amino acids. The record is from RefSeq and is a predicted model, not a curated record. Gene Ontology annotation, molecular function: N-acetyltransferase activity. The transcript has a single exon. NCBI's taxonomy places the organism in Eukaryota, Fungi, Mucoromycota, Mucoromycetes, Mucorales, Phycomycetaceae.
AUGUCCCCUAUCGAUAUCAGACCAGCCACUCCAGCAGAUGCUGGAUUAAUCGUCAAGUUUAUCAAAGAUUUGGCCGAAUACGAAAAGCUUGCCCAUGAAGCCGUAGUUACAGAAGAACUCAUCCUCAAAAACCUGUUUGGUGAACGUCCUUAUGCUGAAGUUAUUUUUGCCUAUUGCGCCAAGGCUCCUGGAGAAGAAAAGGUUCCUGCUGGAAUGGCUCUUUUCUUUCACAACUUUAGCACAUUCCUUGGAAAGCCAGGACUCUACCUUGAGGAUUUGUUCGUAAAGCCCGAGUUUCGUGGCCUUGGCGUUGGUAAACGUUUGUUAGUUCAACUUGCAGCAUUAGCAAAGGAGCGUGACUGUGGGCGCUACGAAUGGGUUGUAAUUGACUGGAACGAGCCAUCUCGCAAGUUUUACGAAGCUUUAGGAGCCGUUCCUCACCAAGAAUGGAUUAUUCACCGUGUUGAAGGCAAAUCCUUGGAUGAUCUUGCGGCCAUGUAAAAUAAUCUUAAUUUCCCCACAAAAGCCUUUAUUUAUUUAUAUAUUCUUUGAAAAAUCCUGGCACAAUUAUACUCUUUACAAGCAAUACUAUAUAUACAUAUAUACAUAAAAAUAUAACACGACACAAUAAAAAAAAAUGUAUAUCUUUGAUUCAAUGAAAUAGAUUAAUAAGUUUAUUAUAGAUUUUAUAUUAUAUUAUAUUAUUAUUAUAUUAUGGGAAUAAAAGUAUAUAUAUACACAAGCGAUUAAAUAAUCAGC